This is a messenger RNA of Salvia miltiorrhiza (redroot sage), 3831 nucleotides long. RefSeq names its product MLO-like protein 6. NCBI's taxonomy places the organism in Eukaryota, Viridiplantae, Streptophyta, Magnoliopsida, Lamiales, Lamiaceae. The transcript has 15 exons. Bases 235 to 1788 code for a protein of 517 amino acids. Gene Ontology annotation, cellular component: membrane. Gene Ontology annotation, biological process: defense response. The record is from RefSeq and is a predicted model, not a curated record.
UCACAUUGCUAUAGUCUCCUUUUUGAGGUUGUUUUCUUUCUGGAAGACGAGGGAUGGCUAAGGGCGGCUAGAUCACUGGAAGAAACACCUACAUGGGCUGUUGCAGUUGUCUGCUUUGUGCUGUUAGCAAUUUCUAUUGUGAUAGAGCACAUCUUUCACCUAAUAGGGAAGCUACUGAAAAAGAGAAACAAGAAUGCUCUAUAUGAAGCACUUGAGAAGGUUAAAUCAGAGCUCAUGCUACUAGGUUUCAUAUCGCUACUGCUAACAGUAGGGCAGGGGCAGAUAGCAGAAAUCUGUGUAUCAAAAGCCAUUGCAAAUUCUUGGCAUCCAUGCGACAAAAAGCAAGAAACGAGCAAGUAUGGAGUGGAAAAGGAGGUUGGUUUGGAAGAUAAUGGCAGCCGAAGAAGGCUGUUAGAUGCUUAUUCUGACUAUGUUGAGACUCAGAGACGCGUUCUGGCUGGAUCAGGAUAUGACAAAUGCUCGAAAAAUGGAAAGGUUCCAUUUAUUUCCUACGAUGGCAUCCAUCAGUUGCAUAUAUUCAUCUUUGUGCUGGCUAUUUUUCAUGUUCUUUGCAGUCUAAUCACUUUGGCUUUAGGCAGAGCUAAGAUGAGGAAAUGGAAGGCAUGGGAAACAGAAACAACAACACUUGAAUAUCAGUACUCACACGAUCCAGAGAGAUUCCGAUUUGCAAGAGAGACCUCUUUUGGAAGAAGGCAUUUGAGCUUUUGGAGUCGAUCUACCAUCCUUCUUUGGGUGGCAUGUUUCUUCCGGCAGUUUGUCAGGUCAGUCGCGAAGGUGGACUACAUGACUCUGCGCCACGGGUUCAUUAUUGCACAUCUGGCACCUCGGAGUCAGACAAAAUUCGAUUUCCAGAAGUACAUCAAGAGGUCGCUUGAAGAAGAUUUCAAAGUCGUCGUAGGUAUCAGCCCUCCCGUCUGGUUCUUUGCAGUUCUGUUCCUGUUGUUCAACACCCACGGAUGGCAUUCUUAUCUAUGGCUACCAUUUCUUCCCCUCAUUAUUAUCUUGCUGGUCGGAGCAAAACUACAGUUUAUCAUCACUAAAAUGGGACUAAGGAUUCAAGAAAGAGGGGAGGUUGUAAAAGGGACUCCACUAGUUCAACCAGGGGAUGAGCUCUUUUGGUUCAACCGCCCACGCAUCCUACUUUACCUCGUUCAUUUUGUUCUUUUUCAGGUAAUUUCAAUAACUGCGUUCCAGCUAGCCUUCUUUGCUUGGGCUUGGUAUGAAUUUGGGGUGAGAUCUUGCUUCCAUCAGAAAACAGAAGAUAUUGUCAUCAAAAUAACAACAGGGGUACUGGUGCAAAUACUUUGCAGCUAUGUUACACUCCCACUCUACGCCCUAGUCACACAGAUGGGCUCUAACAUGAAGCCAACUAUCUUUAACGAAAGAAUAGCGAAAGCACUGCAUUCCUGGCAUCAGAAUGCGAGGAAGCAGAUAAGGAAGAAUCAUCACUCAGGUUCAGUGACACCAGUAUCUAGCAGGCCAACUACUCCACUCCACGGCUCGUCCCCUGUUCAUCUGCUGCGUUAUUACAGCAAUGAGCUCGACAGCGGCCCUGUUACUCCAAGAACACCCAAUCAGAGAAUUGAAAAUUGGCAAGCAGAACAGGAUGAAAUCUCAUGGUCACCCCAUGGUAGAACAGCUAAUGAGCUUGUUGAAAGAGAGAUGGAGACUAGAGAACAUGCAGGCUCUAUGACCUUACAGACUAACAACUUUCAACAUGAGAUCAAUGUAAAGGAUUUCUCAUUUAGUGGAACAUCAGCAGUUUGAAUACUAGCAGCUAAGCUGCAGUACUUGAUUAUUCUUGUCAUUUGGCUGGGGGAUAGGUCUCUUUUGUUUCUGGUUGCCCCAGGACUUCUUCUUAAUAGGGAAUGUGUAAGCAAAAUUCAAGAUCUUUCCUGUUUUUUUUGUGUAAGCAAAUUCAAGACCAUAGUAAAAGUCAUACAAGCGUGUGAGGGCACACGCUAUUUUUCAAAGUAUAAACUUUCUUGCUUUCCACUGUAUACUUGAUUCAAAUAGAAACCUAAUGCUUUCAUCAAAUCUUUAACCCAUUAUUAUGCUUUCUUGCAUCAGUGCAUGCAUGUGGAGUUUUCAAUCAUCAUGUUAUACAUAUAAGUACAGAUGUCCAACAAAUUACCAAUGUAAAGAAAAUAAAGAACCACAACUUACUCUGCUGCAUCAUGCCUGUGACUACGCCCUCCUGCAGCAAAGAUAUACAAUCUUAAACCCCAAGACACAACGAUCCAACAGUCACAAAGCGGCUAAAUUGAUUACAAAAAUCCAGUGCUCAAGAGAAAUUUCUAUUUCUCUAACGAAGGUGACAACUUUAGUAGCAAAUUGCUAGAAAUUUUUCAGAGCGAGAUCACUUCAUAGAAGAGGGCAAAGAAAAAAACGAGAUCACUUCAUAUUACCAAUGUAAAUUGAUCACUUCAUAUUAUCAAUGUUAAGAAAGAAACGAGAUCACUUCAUAUUAUAACAAACGAGAUCAUUGCAAAGUAGGUUUCAUCACAAACACCGAUAAGACCAUAGUAAAAGUCAUACAAGCACCGAACCAAAUCCUCAAGCUAUCAAUUCAAAUUCAAUGAUCAUCACCACCACGGAGGCGGAGGACAAGAUGCAGAGUCGACUCCUUCUGGAUAUUGUAGUCAGCAAGGGUUCGUCCAUCCUCGAGCUGCUUCCCAGCAAAGAUAAGCCUCUGCUGGUCCGGAGGAAUGCCCUCUUUAUCCUGGAUCUUCGCUUUGACGUUAUCAAUCGUGUCAGAGCUCUCGACCUCCAAAGUUAUGGUCUUUCCGGUCAGAGUCUUGACAAAGAUCUGCAUCCCACCGCGCAGCCUCAGAACCAAAUGCAAUGUCGACUCCUUCUGGAUAUUGUAAUCCGCCAAUGUCCUCCCGUCUUCCAGCUGCUUUCCGGCGAAGAUCAGCCUCUGCUGGUCCGGCGGAAUCCCCUCCUUAUCCUGUAUUUUUGCCUUCACAUUGUCGAUCGUGUCGGAGCUCUCGACCUCAAGAGUGAUCGUCUUCCCGGUUAAGGUUUUGACGAAGAUCUGCAUACCACCGCGGAGGCGUAGAACGAGAUGGAGCGUCGAUUCUUUCUGGAUGUUGUAGUCGGCUAGGGUUCUGCCGUCCUCCAGCUGCUUACCGGCGAAGAUCAGCCUCUGCUGGUCCGGUGGAAUUCCCUCCUUGUCCUGUAUUUUCGCCUUCACAUUGUCGAUCGUGUCGGAGCUCUCAACCUCGAGAGUGAUUGUCUUCCCAGUUAGGGUUUUGACGAAGAUCUGCAUACCACCGCGGAGGCGGAGAACAAGAUGCAGCGUCGAUUCCUUCUGGAUGUUGUAGUCGGCUAGGGUUCUGCCGUCCUCCAGCUGCUUACCGGCGAAAAUCAACCUCUGCUGGUCCGGCGGAAUUCCCUCCUUGUCUUGAAUUUUCGCCUUCACGUUGUCGAUAGUGUCGGAGCUCUCGACCUCGAGAGUGAUCGUCUUCCCGGUUAGGGUUUUGACGAAGAUCUGCAUCCCGCCGCGGAGACGGAGGACUAGAUGGAGCGUGGAUUCCUUUUGGAUGUUGUAGUCGGCUAAGGUUCUGCCGUCCUCCAGCUGCUUUCCGGCGAAGAUGAGCCGCUGCUGAUCCGGCGGAAUUCCUUCCUUAUCUUGUAUCUUCGCCUUUACGUUGUCGAUUGUAUCGGAGCUCUCGACCUCGAGAGUGAUGGUCUUCCGGUUAGGGUUUUCACGAAGAUCUGCAUCUUCAAUUAUGGGAGAAGAAUUGAGAAUUUUGUAUGCUAAAGAGAGAUUAAUAGGAAAAUUGAGAGAAUGCGAAGUGCUGAGAU